CCGCUGCUGUGGUGGGGAAUGCCUGUGAGUAUUUCCUGUCCUAUGACUCCUGCUUCUGCUCUUGCAACUCCGUCUGGCUUUUGCUCAAACCUGGGAAUAACCCUAAUGAUAGAUGGGUCUCUGAGAAGUAUAGAAAAGUACAGCAUCAAAGUAAAUGAGAAGUGGGUGCCACUUGUAUCUGACACAUGUGCCCAUCUUAUGGACUCCGCAACAGAAAACCUGAUCCUCUUUAUUCCUUUCACAGUGCAGUGUGUUAAGGAUGGCGGCAGCACUCUUCAAAUCCUUUUGGAUAAGAAAAUGUAUACUCUUUCUUGUCAGCCUCAUCAUCUUCCCUACUACCCUCAGUAUAAUCCCUCUGUACCAUACUCUCGGGUUAUCCCACUUGAGCCUUCUCUCACUAAACCUGAAAUCGCCAAAAUGGAACAACCCCAACACCAUAUUUUGCUUUCUUCUGAGCAAUCAACCCCACAUGCUGCCACAGGAGAAAUCAUACAGCACCCAUCUUUAGAGUCACAUGACAUUGCCCAGGUGUCUGUUCAGGGUCAUUCUUCUGAAACUCCCACAACAAAAAUCUCACCUUUUCAGUCCCCUUCUGGGAAUUUGCAGCUGACCAUGCCUAUGGUGCACCCCCCUUAUCAACAUUUUUCUCAUCCCAUAUACCCUUACUACCAUUAUUUUUAUAAUCAAAAACUCAUUCCACCAGAUUCACAUGUACCUAAACAUACAUCAGAACUAAACCAAACUCCAAAGCCUCAGAUGGGACCGUGGUCUCAGACAGGAGCCUGGCUUCAGAUGCUUCAACUUCCUCAGGUGCCCCAGAAUCAACCUCUUCAGAUGCUUCAUCUUCCUCAGGUGCCCCAGAUGCUUCAACUUCCUCAGGUUCCCCAGAAGCCUCAACUUCCUCAGGUUCCCCAGAAGCCUCAACUUCCUCAGGUUCCCCAGAAGCCUCAACUUCCUCAGGUUCCCCAGAAGCCUCAACUUCCUCAGGUUCCCCAGAAGCCUCAACUUCCUCAGGUUCCCCAGAAGCCUCAACUUCCUCAGGUUCCCCAGAAGCCUCAACUUCCUCAGGUUCCCCAGAAGCCUCAACUUCCUCAGGUUCCCCAGAAGCCUCAACUUCCUCAGGUGCCCCAGAUGCCUCAACUUCCUCAGGUGCCCCAGAUGCCUCAACAUCAUGUAUUUCCAGUGCUGGCAAAUGAUUCUUCCCAGUUGUCUCCAGUGCUUACCUGUAAAGGGGAUCGUUUGAGAGCAUCUCUGCCCUUUACAAAAAUAAAUUCCAUCAAAGUCAAAGAUGUGAAGAGGAAGGUUUGGGUGCCGGUGUCUUCUGCUCCAGCACACUGUGGAUAUUCCCUGCAGCGUAAAGGCAAGGGUGUGGUUUUCACCUCCCCGCUUCCUGCCUGUCACUCAUAUGAAUCGUCCCCUUCGCUACUAUCUCUUUCUCUGAAGUUCUGGGAUUCUGCAAUACCGAGACACCGUGCUUUACGACUCCAGUGUCCCUACAACUCAACCUCUCCCACUAUGACGGACUCCUCCAGCCUCCUGCACAAACCCAUUUCCACACAUUCCCAACCAGCCAGAAAUGGAAUCCGGCCUUCCCGUCCUCAGAAACUCUUAGGCCUGUAUUCCAAGCCAUCAUCUCUACAGUCUCAAAAUCCUAGUGUCCCAUUUUUGUCUUCCGCCAAACCAACAGCGGCAUCUUUCCAACAGUCCAAAGAUACAAAGCCAACUUCAUGGACGACCCAAACCAAACCCUUGACAGCUCAAAUGCAGCAACCACAAGUCUUAUGCCACGCUAAAGAUAUGAGCAUCACAUUUCCUCCUGGGCCAAUCACAGGCCUGACCGUUAAAUCUCCAAUUGUUGGCGUUGAUGGAAGUAUCGAGGAAAUGCUGUUAGAUGAAGCCCCAAGUCACUGUGGAUACAUGAUAAAGAAGAACCAAGAUGGUGGUAUUACCAUUCUCCUGCCCUACACAUCCUGUCACAUGGCUCAUCAGGAUGAACAGUACCGAAUAGUGCUGAAGUAUCAUACAGCGGACGGUCAUACAAAUGAGGCCUCCCUGUCAUGCCAAGUUCCCAUGAAUCAUGAAUGCAGUCUGCCACCUGAACAGCGGUUAGCCUGCGGAUCCAACUCUGUUUCAGCAACUGAAUGCCAUAAUCUAGGUUGCUGUUUCUCCCCGGAUACUCAGACCUGCUACUACCCUAUGGAUGAAUGCACAGCCGAUCGGCACUUCGUCUUCUCCAUCCCUGCGUCACUCACAGAACCGCCCCUUUCACCCGCCCUCCUGGCUGCAGCUGGAAACAGCUCCUGCACUCCUCAGAGGGUGGUGGAAGACAUGGCUCUAUUUAAGAUCCCGUUGGAUGGCUGUGGUGCUCACAGAUAUGAAGUGGGUAACACUGUGAUCUAUAUGCUGGAGAUCUUGAACACUUUGCACUCUGUUACUCUCAACUACGGAACCAUAACCAGAGACUCACCAUUUAGGUUGUUGGUAGAGUGCCGGUUUCUGCCUGGCAUCGUGACGAGUGUGGGUUACCUGGUUAAAAGCCCAUCUCUCGGCCCAUCCAUUCAGGCAAAGGGUGUGUUUGGAGUUCAGCUCAGGAUUGCAAAAGACCAGCAGUACAGUAGCUACUACCCACAAUACCACCGGCCCCUGCGCAAGCUGCUGGGGAAACCCCUAUACCUGGAGGUGCGCCUGCUGAACCCUUUAGACCCCAGUACGGUGUUGUUGGUGCAUUACUGUGUAGCGUACCCUCGCUCAGCGCAUUCAGCAUGGGUCCUCAUCUAUGAUGGUUGCCCAAACCCCCUUGAUGUCACACCAUCUCAUGAACCCCCUCCCGCUCCUCCUGAAGGACUGGCCAAUCAUGUGAGGCGAUUCACUGUCAGUACUUUCCAGUUCCUGGAAAACAGUAGGAAGGAAACGACAUCUGGUGGGGAGGAGGAGGAGGAGGAGGAAGAUGAGGAAGAGGUCUAUUUUAUGUGCGCCACUGAGGUGUGUUUACCCUCUGAAGGUCCGUGUGUAGAAGGCUGUAUUGACCGCGCUGUAGAUUCCCCAGCAGUGAAGUCAUGAACUUGAUGUCACUCAGUAAUGCUCAGAAUAACUGCUUUGUGCAUCACAAACAAAUAAAGGUUAAAAAACGCAAGUGUGUGGCUAGUUUAUUAUUAUUAAUAAUAA
Molecule: messenger RNA, 3165 nt
Organism: Hemibagrus wyckioides
Lineage: Eukaryota; Metazoa; Chordata; Actinopteri; Siluriformes; Bagridae
Exons: 15
Coding region: 19-3060 (1013 amino acids)
Biological process (GO): prevention of polyspermy; binding of sperm to zona pellucida
Cellular component (GO): egg coat
Molecular function (GO): structural constituent of egg coat; acrosin binding
Source: RefSeq, a predicted model, not a curated record